Radiomyces spectabilis is the source of this 1548-nucleotide messenger RNA. RefSeq names its product WD40-repeat-containing domain protein. Gene Ontology annotation, biological process: maturation of SSU-rRNA from tricistronic rRNA transcript (SSU-rRNA, 5.8S rRNA, LSU-rRNA). Gene Ontology annotation, molecular function: protein binding. The transcript is spliced from 10 exons. NCBI's taxonomy places the organism in Eukaryota, Fungi, Mucoromycota, Mucoromycetes, Mucorales, Radiomycetaceae. Gene Ontology annotation, cellular component: small-subunit processome; 90S preribosome; nucleolus. The coding region runs from base 1 to 1548 and encodes 515 amino acids. The record is from RefSeq and is a predicted model, not a curated record.
AUGGCCGAAUCAAAGAAACCCAAAUCCGAUGGAUUGGACGAAGCCCAUGUCGAGAAUGAAGAAAAAUAUCUUCGCGGCAAAUCAGUUUCUUACAAAAAAAUCAAAGAUAAAAAGUUAAAGGGAAAGCUUCGAAAGCAAGAAGAUGAAAUUCGUGAAGCUGCUCGUGCCGCUGCUCGAGCUGAACUUCUGCUCGGUGAAGAAGCAGGGUUCCUGGAAGCUGAAGGUAUCGAACGAACUUACAAAUUCCAACAAGAUCAACUCAAAGAUGCCGUCGAUGUCAAUACCGCAAAUAAAAUUUUUACUUUGGAUUUACCGGAAUUCGGUCCAUAUGCAGUCGAUUAUACCAGAAAUGGCCGGCAUCUUCUCAUCGGUGGCAAAAAAGGACAUAUCGCUGCAUUCGAUUGGCAAACAAGCAAACUUCACUUUGAGACUCAUGUCAAGGAAAUCGUGCGCGAUGUCAAGUGGCUGCAUAACGAGACGAUGUUGGCUGUCGCACAAAAAAAAUACGUUUAUAUCUACGAUCAUACCGGUUUGGAAAUCCAUCGUUUGAAGGAUCAUAUCGAAGUGAACAAGUUGGAAUUUUUACCCUACCAUUACUUGCUGGCGACAGUUGGCAAUGCAGGUUAUCUCAAAUAUCAGGAUACAUCCACCGGUCAGCUGGUAUCAGAACACAGAACCAAAUUGGGUCCAUGUAAAGCUAUGGCGCAAAAUCCAUACAAUGCUGUUCUUCAUCUCGGCCACAGCAAUGGUACGGUGACUUUGUGGUCUCCAACCAUGUCAGCGCCAUUAGUGAAAAUGUUGUGUCAUAAGGGACCGGUACAAUCCGUGGCAGUGGACAAUUCCGGGCGCUAUAUGGCGACUUCUGGUCUGGAUGGUCAAUUGAAAAUCUGGGAUAUCCGAAAAUUCGAGGAAUUACAGAGUUAUUAUACGCCUCGACCUGCAACAUCUCUUUCAAUUUCACAAAAAGGUCUUCUCGGUGUUGGUUGGAGUACACAUGUAUCAAUCUGGAAAGAUGCUUUCCUUACAAAGCAAGAAUCACCAUAUAUGAAUCAUUUGCAGCCUUCUUCGGCCAUUUUCGAUGUGCAGUUCUGCCCAUAUGAAGAUGUACUUGGUUUCGGCCACGAAAAGGGUAUCUCCAGCAUCGUGGUGCCAGGUGCUGGUGAACCGAACUUUGAUUCUUUGGAAGCUAAUCCAUUCCAGACCAAGAAGCAGAGACAAGAAGCUGAAGUUCACAGUUUGCUUGACAAGCUUCAGCCUGAAAUGAUUGUGCUGGAUCCUACCCAGAUCGGCAAAGUUACCAAGGUUACUAAAGAAGAAUUGAAGAAACGACGGUUAGAGGAAAUGGAGGAGAAGGGCCCUGACACUCCUGCGAAGGAAAAGAAGAAGAUGCGAGGAAGAAAUUCCGCACUGAAACGACAUUUGCGUAAAAAGAACAAGAACGUUAUGGAUCAGCGCAAGAUGGAAUUACUGGAGAAAAUCGGCGCCGAAAAAGAGAAACGGGCGGCAGAACAGAAGCCCAAAACAUUCACCACACUCGACAUUUUCUAG